Branchiostoma belcheri (Belcher's lancelet) is the source of this 2957-nucleotide messenger RNA. RefSeq names its product microsomal triglyceride transfer protein large subunit-like. Bases 135 to 2750 code for a protein of 871 amino acids. Gene Ontology annotation, molecular function: lipid binding. The record is from RefSeq and is a predicted model, not a curated record. The transcript is spliced from 18 exons. Gene Ontology annotation, biological process: lipoprotein metabolic process; lipid transport. NCBI's taxonomy places the organism in Eukaryota, Metazoa, Chordata, Leptocardii, Amphioxiformes, Branchiostomatidae. Gene Ontology annotation, cellular component: basolateral plasma membrane; endoplasmic reticulum; Golgi apparatus.
UAAAGGUCACGUGGUUACCAGCUGUUUUCUACGAGUCAGCUGAUUGUAUCUUGUUAUUUUGCUGAAUCUCAGUCGUUCAUUUGGUCCUUGCUUCUUUCUGUUGGCUUUGAUCAAAAGAACAGCCUUAUAACAACAUGUGGUCGAGAUUUCUCUUGCUGCUGUGCUAUUUAGUGCUGGGGGAAGCCGGUCUCCCUGGUUAUGAGCUUGGCCACACCUACCAUUACAACUACCAGACCAGACUCCGGCUGAAUGAACCAGACACAGACAAGCCUGAUGUCGGCUUCCAGUUGUCAGCUGGGGUGGAUGUUACUGUGGUGUGGAAGAGUGGAGAGGACCAGCUGGUUAGAGUACAGCUGAAGGAUGUGCAGUUGUCCCAUAUAGGGGAGAGGAAAGCCGCCGUGUUCCAGAAGGUUUCCACAGCUGAUCUACAGACCCAUUCUGUCCUGUUCCACUGGAGGGCUGGCCAGGUUGAGGCUGUGUAUGCAGCAGAAAAGGACACCACUCAAGCUAUUAACCUGAAGAAGGGUGUAGUCAGCCUGUUCCAGGUGCAGACAGCUGCUGGGGAGAGACAGGAGACUGACGUAUCAGGACAGUGCAUAGCCCUGUAUGAUGUCAGCAAGUCUAAAGUCCUGAAGACUAGAGACUGCCUACUGUCAGCAGGGUUUACCAACUAUAACAAGGUGGUCGGAGUUGAUGUGAACUCAGCAUCAAGUGUUGUGUACGAGCUGUCAGGUGACCAACCCAUCAUCCAAUCAGCUGUCAGCGAGGAGAAUCAUGUGACCAGGGUGAAUCUCAGAAAGGAACUUGCAACAAUAAUCUUUUCUGGGCAACAGCUGCAGUUAGAGAAGCAAGAGGCAGGGGGUGCUACUGUACAGGGAGCAGGUGUGGAGGAAGCAGUGACAGCAGCAGCAGCAGGAGAGAAGUUUCUGAAGGUUUCCCUGACAACCGAGGAAAUUAUACAGCAAUGUACAGAGGACUGUGAGUCGCCAGCAGAGGUUGUUGCCCGUUACCGUGACGACCUGAGCACAGAAGCGCUGGCCCACCUCAGGUCAUCCAAUGCUUUCCUGGAGGUGUUGAAAAGACUGAGGCAUGCUGGGAAGGAAACCAUCUUGAAUGUUCUGACAGAUGAGGAAAAUGGAGACAUUGUGCCCCAGCUGAUUGACAUUGCCACGGCCACACAGACAGACUCGGCUAUGGAGGCUCUUCUGGAGUUCCUGGACUUCAGUGUGGAGGAGGACACUGACCUGCCUGACCGCUUUCUCUUCAUCCUGGGGUUCGCCACCCACCCGACAGACAAAACACUGUCAAUGCUACUGGAGAAACUUGCAGGGGAGAUUGGUAGUGAGAAGAUCUAUGAAGCUAUGGCUCUGACUCUAGGAGCUCUGGUGCACACAUACUGUCUGGACCCACUGCAAUGUGAACAGCCGAUUGUAGAACAGGUGAAGACGGCAUUCUUGGAGGGACUGGAGUCUGCGGAAUACGAGGACGGCCAGCUGAUGUUUCUCCGUGCUCUGGGUAACGCUCGCCUCCCCGACACCAUCCCUGUCCUGCUAACACAUGCGGAGGGGGCACAGUCCAACGCUGUGUCCAUGGCAGCACUGAAGGCCCUCGGCAGGUUUGACUCAGCACUGCUGGACAGUAACGGGGUGAGGAAGUCCUUGAGCCGAAUCUUCCACCAGAACAGGAAGACUUACGAGAACACAGUCCGCACGGCCGCGGCCAGCCUACUCCUGAUGGUCAACCCCUCCCCCUGGGACGUACGGAAUGUCCUGCUGUCCCUGUCCACCCAGGAGCCCAGGGAAGUGUCCACUUUCAUCCGGGCCAGAAUACAGGACCUGCUGGACACCAACCAUCCAUCCAGUGUUGUGAUCCAAGAGGUUCUAAAGGAUGUCUCGGCAGCUAAUUACUACACGUUAGCCCAGAAUGGCCUGUCUGCAGCAUACUCCAACAUCAUGGCCGACACGCUGAACGCCGUCGCCACCUACGGGCUGUUUAUCGAGUUUGCCAAGUCGGCCUUGAUGCGUCGUUCUAACAUGGAUGUCUUCCUGCAUGGCCAGGACAGUUCUAUACAGAUUCUACAGGUUGCGUUGGAAGCUGAAGGUCUGGAGGCCAUGAUGGGAGAGGAGGCAGAAGAUGAGGAAGCGUCGGCCAGCGGAGGGAUGGGGCUGAUCCUGAUGGACGUCCAGGUCCGACCCUUUAAACUGUUUGCCGGCCAGGCUGAGCUGAUGGCUGCAGCCUGGUCCUACUCCGGUGUCCGCAUGUCUGCUGUGACUGGGAUUGUACUCAUGCAGGACCACUUCCAGAUCCACCACCUGCAGUCCGGUGUUGUGGUGGAGUCUACAUUCCAGGGCGGCAUCUCAGUGGAGCUGGGGGGGAGUGUGGACAUCAGUCUGUGGAACAGAGCCUCCGUCACGCUCGUCUCCAACAAUGGUGCUCUGGUUAUGAAGGGGUCAGCUACGGUGGACUCCCCCCUGGUGAAGGUAGGAGUGGACCUGUCCGCUGAGGCCGAGGCCACCAUUGACUUCACCACGUCAGUCGACUUUUCAGACAUGCCGUUCACCAUGUGUCUACAGAUGGAGCAAAAACCCUUCCAGUACAAGAGAAAUAUAUCUUUAUAUGAAAAAGUGCCAGGAAAAGAUGCCAAGUUCCGGUUAAAACGGGAGCGGACAAGAAACAUCCCAGAGAAAUCUUUCCCACUCUUCACUGGGCAGAACAAUGCACAAUGUCGAGCCAUGUUUUCUGAGGACUAGAUAGAAAUGACUUCUCAUGUCCUAACAGUGCAGCUAUAGGUGUUGUCCUGAAACUUCUCUAUAACAUUACUCUAAGAUGCUUUUGCCUCUGAAGGGUAGACAAAGGGUAUAUGGAUUUUGAGAUGUUGCCCAAAGGUAUUGAAAAGAACUUUAAAAAAUCUGACACUGUUAUAAUCCAUUUUGUGUUACUGCUUGAGUACUUGGUAA